CUGCCGACGAGCUGCCCCCGCGAGAAACGGCCUCGUGAUUCCCCGGCCGAGCCGUCCCCGCCUCCCCACUCCGCCCCCGCCUCCCCCGAAGCCUACCAGCUGCCUCUCCCCACCGCUCUCUUCUCCUCUCGGCGCUCGCGUGCGGGACGGUGCUGGCGAGGGCCGGGCGGCAGCUGGAGGUGACGCCGGGAAGAUUACGCCUGUGGCAGGGCCCCGGCCGAGCGGAUCUCUGCGCGCUGCGCAGAGGAGCAGCAGGAGCGCCGGGAUUGCUGUUGCCUAGCCCAGCCUGUUCCUGCGCCCGACUUGCGGAGGACCCCGGACAGCAGAGGCCCCGGGACAACCAAGCUGAUGGCGUCUUCGACCCCUUCUUCGUCCGCAACCUCCUCGAAUGCGGGAGCGGACCCCAAUACUACCAACCUGCGCCCUACAACAUAUGACACCUGGUGCGGCGUGGCCCAUGGAUGCACCAGAAAGCUGGGGCUCAAGAUCUGCGGCUUCUUGCAAAGGACCAAUAGCCUGGAAGAGAAGAGCCGGCUUGUGAGCGCCUUCAAGGAGAGGCAGUCCUCCAAGAACCUGCUUUCCUGUGAAAACAGUGACAGGGAUGGCCGUUUCCGGCGCACGGAGACCGACUUCUCCAACCUGUUUGCUCGAGAUCUGCUUCCGGCUAAGAACGGGGAGGAGCAAACUGUGCAGUUCCUACUGGAAGUGGUAGACAUACUCCUCAACUAUGUCCGUAAGACAUUCGACCGCUCCACCAAGGUGCUGGACUUCCAUCACCCACACCAGCUGCUGGAAGGCAUGGAGGGCUUCAACUUGGAGCUGUCGGACCACCCCGAGUCCCUGGAGCAGAUCUUGGUUGACUGCAGAGACACCCUGAAGUAUGGGGUCCGUACAGGUCAUCCUCGAUUUUUCAACCAGCUCUCCACUGGAUUGGAUAUAAUUGGUUUAGCUGGCGAAUGGCUGACAUCAACUGCUAAUACCAAUAUGUUUACAUAUGAAAUUGCACCAGUAUUUGUCCUGAUGGAGCAAAUAACACUUAAGAAGAUGAGAGAGAUAAUUGGGUGGUCAAGUAAAGACGGUGAUGGGAUAUUUUCUCCUGGGGGCGCUAUCUCCAACAUGUACAGCAUCAUGGCUGCUCGCUACAAGUUCUUCCCGGAAGUUAAGACAAAGGGCAUGGCAGCCGUUCCCAGACUGGUCCUCUUCACCUCAGAACAUAGUCACUAUUCCAUCAAGAAGGCUGGAGCUGCACUUGGCUUUGGAACUGACAACGUGAUUUUGAUAAAAUGCAAUGAAAGGGGGAAGAUAAUUCCAGCUGAUCUAGAGGCAAAAAUUCUUGAUGCCAAGCAAAAGGGGUUUAUUCCUCUUUAUGUCAACGCAACUGCCGGCACGACAGUGUACGGUGCUUUUGACCCCAUACAGGAGAUUGCGGAUAUAUGUGAGAAAUACAACCUGUGGCUCCAUGUCGACGCUGCCUGGGGCGGCGGGCUGCUCAUGUCCAGGAAGCACCGCCACAAACUCAGCGGCAUAGAAAGGGCCAACUCAGUCACCUGGAACCCUCACAAGAUGAUGGGCGUGCUCUUGCAGUGCUCUGCCAUUCUUGUCAAGGAAAAGGGUAUACUCCAAGGAUGCAACCAGAUGUGUGCCGGCUACCUUUUCCAGCCAGACAAGCAGUAUGAUGUCUCCUAUGAUACCGGGGACAAGGCAAUCCAGUGUGGCCGCCACGUGGACAUUUUUAAGUUCUGGCUGAUGUGGAAAGCAAAGGGCACAGUGGGAUUUGAAAAUCAGAUCAACAAAUGCUUAGAACUGGCUGAAUACCUCUAUGCCAAGAUUAAAAACAGAGAAGAAUUUGAGAUGGUUUUUGAUGGCGAGCCUGAGCAUACAAACGUCUGUUUCUGGUAUAUUCCACAAAGCCUCAGGGGCAUUCCGGAUAGCCCUGAACGACGGGAAAAACUACACAGGGUUGCUCCCAAAAUCAAAGCACUGAUGAUGGAGUCUGGCACGACCAUGGUUGGCUAUCAGCCUCAGGGGGACAAGGCCAACUUUUUCCGGAUGGUCAUCUCGAACCCAGCUGCAACGCAGUCUGAUAUUGACUUCCUCAUUGAGGAGAUAGAAAGACUGGGCCAGGAUCUGUAACUGCCCUCCACGAACACGAGUUUAUGGGCAUUCCCUUUCCUUCUGGCUCUCUAGAACCACCUUUGUAAAUUGCUAAACCACAUAGGAUAUUUCACUGAAGGAAAAACAUAAUAUCUCGAAAAAUAUUGUUUAAAACUUACUUAAGCUUGUUAGAGUUCAUAGGAAAUACUGUUCUUUUUAAAAAGUUGCCCACUAGGAACACAGUAUAUAUGUACAGUUAUAUAUACCUCUCUCUAUAUAUGUAUAUGUAUGUGUCGUGAGUGUGGCUUGUGACAGAUCACAGCAUGUCUCCCACUCCCAGAGAAUUAACUUUCCCUUCAGCAGUUACCGAUGGGCCAAACAUGCUGCAAACCAGCUUGCCCAAGAAUCCCAGGAAAGAUGUUUUUCAAGAUGUUGUGUCAUAGGAACCAAGGGACAUACUGUUGGUGAGAGUUGACCCCGUUAUCAGUGUUUCUCCUACCUGAGGUGAUGAUGAAUGAGACAAGGUACCAGUAGAUGACAAGAAUCACACCCUCUCCAUUAGUAUCCUGGUUGGGGAAAAUCAUAGCCGAGUCAUUGUUACAGAUGUGCUGUUGUUGUAUUUUUAAGGACUAAUUUGUGUAGAUUGUGUAUAUUUCUGUUGUCUGACCUUUGGCGGGUAGGGGAAGAACACAUGUAAUGAUUUCAAUGAAGUGUUUAAAUUGUAGUAAAUGAGAUAAUUGCUUAUUUAUAUUCAGAGAUUUACCAUGCUAAAGAGACGUCUUGUAUUUUCUUCCCAUUUGUAAUGUAUCUUAUUUAUAUAUCAAUGCAGGAAACUGUUUAUGGUAUUUUCGUGUAUUUGUGAGCCAAAGAAAAAAGAUUAAAAUUAGUGAGACUUGUAUUUAUAUUAGAGUGCUCUUCAAAUAAUGAUCGAAGCAUAAGUUUGCUGCCUGUAAGAGAAUUCUGAUACUGUACAUAGAAUCAUCUAUAUGGAAAUUCCAUGACUUCAAUAACAUCUGCUCUUCUAUUAUGCUCUCUGUCUGGCUAUAUGUCUGGUGUUCUCAAUGCUUUUCUAGUAACUGUUGGAUAGUAACUAGAUCUCCUAUAAUUUUGUAGUAGUUCAUGACCAAUCUCUGUGACUCGCUUAGCUUAAACCUAAGGCAACGUUUCCGAAGACCUUCUUAAGAGCUCCAAUGAACUGACCAGGCUCACAACUGUUUCUGAAGAAAGAAAAAUUCACACUGUGCGUUUUAGAGUAUGCAAGAAGAAUAUAAAUAAAUAAAAAUAUUCUCCAUGGAGAA
This is a messenger RNA of Mustela lutreola (European mink), 3392 nucleotides long. RefSeq names its product glutamate decarboxylase 1 (gene GAD1). Bases 349 to 2133 code for a protein of 594 amino acids. Gene Ontology annotation, cellular component: cytoplasm; presynaptic active zone. The transcript is spliced from 17 exons. Gene Ontology annotation, biological process: GABA biosynthetic process. The record is from RefSeq and is a predicted model, not a curated record. Lineage: Eukaryota; Metazoa; Chordata; Mammalia; Carnivora; Mustelidae. Gene Ontology annotation, molecular function: glutamate decarboxylase activity; pyridoxal phosphate binding.